Messenger RNA from Patiria miniata (bat star), 2156 nucleotides. RefSeq names its product E3 ubiquitin-protein ligase NRDP1-like. Gene Ontology annotation, cellular component: plasma membrane signaling receptor complex. NCBI's taxonomy places the organism in Eukaryota, Metazoa, Echinodermata, Asteroidea, Valvatida, Asterinidae. The transcript has 3 exons. Gene Ontology annotation, biological process: regulation of canonical NF-kappaB signal transduction; positive regulation of JNK cascade. Gene Ontology annotation, molecular function: zinc ion binding. Bases 132 to 938 code for a protein of 268 amino acids. The record is from RefSeq and is a predicted model, not a curated record.
GAGUGCUGGACUGCUUGGACAGUGGUCAGCUUUUGAGAAAUACAUCGACCUAAUUAGUCCUGAUAGCUGGACUUGGAGAGGGGUUUCAACUUGAAUAUUUUUGCCACACCAAACUAGGAGGAUCCUUUACGAUGGGCUACGAUGUUGAUCGUUUUGUGGGUUCCAUCAAUGAGGGACUGCUGUGCUGCAUUUGCCGAGAUGUUCUUGAGGACCCCCUACAGGCGCCAUGUGAGCAUGCCUACUGCGCCACCUGCAUCCACGGCUGGCUUGUCCACGAGGAGAUCUGUCCAGAAGAUCGGCAGCCCCUGACUCAGGACCAGCUGCGACCAAUAUUCCGCUACAUGAGGAACGAUCUGAACCAGUUGAGGCUACGCUGCGUCAACCGGGACGCCGGCUGCGAGGAGCAAGUCAGCCUGGAGAACCUGAGCCGACACGAGGCGGGCUGCGGCUACGGCAAAGUCCACUGCCCCAACGCCCACUGCCGGGUAGAACUGGAGAGGCGUGGUUUGGAGUCCCAUCUCCUAGUUUGCGAGCACCGCACUCGGGUCUGCCCGCUCGGCUGCGGUCUGACCGUUCUGAACUCGGAGGUUGACUCCCACAACUGCGUGGCUGAGUUGCGGACUGAGCUGGAACUGCUUCGCUCGGAGAUGAUUGGCCGGAGCGAAGACCAGAAGCAUGAGAUGAAACUCAGGCUCGACUCGCAGCGGACGCACAUGGUGCACAAAAUCAGUGAGAUGCAGCAACAGAUGGAUGAACUCAAAAGGCAAGUGGAGCACUUGCAGCACGACGUCCGGCUCCUGAGCGCCUUAGAGAGAAAGCGGGGGCAAGAUAUGGAGCGCCUGGAACUGGAGAAGAAAGAACUCCUGGAGGUCCUGAAGGCACUCAAGGAGGAACACGAACUGGCCAAGGCUAACACGUGUCGGAUAACAGCUCUCUAAGCGGCAAAGGGAGCGGAAGUUGAUCAAUGCAUUCUGCUUACAGCUUUUACGUAUUGUAGAUUAUUGCCGACCACAUGUAAGCAGAUCUGGAUGCUGGCAUGUUCAGAUAUGGUACGUCAGCCGGGAGCUUAGCACUGGAAUUUACAACGUGGCAUUUUUUAUGUUGGAGCGCUGUGAAAUUGGGCACUGGAAAGGCAAUUCUGCUAUUUGUGUCUUGGAGCAGGAUACUUUACAGCAAUAUUUGGCAGAGCCAUGUUUAGCAGAGAGCUAUAUUGUAAGUUCUGGAGUGCAAAAAAUGAAGAUUGAUGGUUUUAUCAAAGUUUUUGCACAAACCAGUGGAUAAGGCCACAAAAAAAUAUGUCAUGCUCUUCAUUGGUCAACAUAUCAAGGUCAGUGCAACAAAUCAUAGCUUUGUUUUUUAGGGCAAUGAAAUGCUUUUUAACCAUAUGGGCAAUCCCAGCAUUACAAAAGGAAGUGUAACAUUCGCAAUAGAGGCAAGUAACCAUGAUAUCUAAUUAAGGAUUCAGCGAAAUGAUCCAAAACUCCUAGUCUGUUAUCUCCUUGACCACUAUAACUUGAUGAUGGAUGUACAAGAUUUGAAAAAAAUAUAUUUUCAGGUUUUUUCACUGAGCUCUUAAAAAGCUCUUUCACAGACAUUACAAAAUGCUGGAAUUUCCCAUGAGCGAAUUUUGAGAGGUGCUGGCCAAUUCGUUGUUACGAAAAAACUAUUUAAAAAAUGCUAGGCAGAAUUAUAUUGACAACUGUUUUGUGACCGUAUACAAACAGCCAUCUUAAAAGCCAUGAUCAUUUUCGUCCAAGUUGUUAAAAAAUAAAUAAAAAUGUUGUAGAUUGUUAAACACUGUGAAGCUGUGCAACAAAAUUGUAAUGCACUGUUUCUUGGAAUAAGCUGCAGAUGAUAAUAAUUGAGUGGUUUUAAUCAGUAGGUGCUAAAAUCAAUGCCAAAUUAACGUUUUACACGUAGAUGUUUAUUAACACAUUGGUGCCCUUUCUACUUAUGAUUUUAUGGAACAAUGAAUUUUGUGAGUUUGUGUGUGUAGUCAAAUAAUCAGUGCUGACUAUUCCGUAAUUUGUAAAACUGCUUCGUAUUCGAAACCUGAAAGAAUGACUUAUGUAUUCAUAUCAGAUUGUUUACUAUCUGCAUUCUUUCUUUAGUGAUGUGCUUGUGCAGGUUCUUAAAAAAUUACUGGAUUCCACAAA